AUGUUUGGCGUGCAUGGUCACCAAACCAACGACGACGCCCAAACCAAUCACAAGUACUACAGCGCAGAUAUCAACAACGUCGACUCCGCCACGCACAACUCCAAUUCCGACGACGACACCUUGGACGAAUCCCCCAUCAACGACGACACCUUGGACGAAUCCUCCAUCAACGACAACUCCGUCAACUGGUACACCUCCGCCGACUACGACGACAAUCCCAGUAACGUCUACAUCGCCUGUUGUUGCCCUCCGCCAUACAUUAACUGGUCGCCAGCAGACGAAUCAAUUCCGCCGGCGAGUCUAUGCCAAGAAGGAUUCUCAAGACAACUGCAUUGUGGUGAUUCUACAGAUGAGGGAUCCGUUGUAUUGUUCAACGUUGUAAAAAAUCAGCCGUUUUACAAUACAUCAUAUUUGCUUGGAGAUACCUCUUUGCGAACCGUCACCAUCACAUGCAGACGAUCUGAGAGACUUUGGGCCAAUUCGGUGAACAGCAGACUCAUUGAAAAUAUCCAAUGUGCUCGACCCGUUCUAGCCGGUGCCAAUAUUUAUACAAUUAGUUCAACCGCUUAA
Molecule: messenger RNA, 570 nt
Organism: Caenorhabditis bovis
Lineage: Eukaryota; Metazoa; Nematoda; Chromadorea; Rhabditida; Rhabditidae
Source: the annotation of a GenBank genome assembly